CUCAUCGAAGUCGCGAUAGUUCCAGCCGGCAACUCCAAACAAGUUGCGCUCCGUUGCCUCGAAGGGUGGACGAACUAUCGACCGUAAUGAUGCGUCCAUCAUUGAUAUCUCUGCGCCGCCCCGCCCGGCAAAUCCUCUUUUCCUCUGUCUCCACGAUCCGAGCCGCGGCACCUGUCCCGACUGUUGCCACCCAUCGUUCCCUAAGCACCAGCACCAGCACCAGCACCAGCACCAGCACCAGCACCAGCACCAGCACCAGCACCAGCACCAGCACCAGCACCAGCACCAGCACCGGCCCCGGCUCCGGCUGUAUAUGUGCAAACGGCAGCAGACGCCCUCAAGUACAACAGACCCAAAAACUCCAGCAGCAGCAACGGCAACACCGCAACGCCUACCACUCCUACGACCACCCAUCCUCUUCCGCCGCCUUCACGCCCGUCGAGGAAUCCAUUCUCAGCGCCGCUUACCAGCACGUCCCUAGUCACGGCUUCACACCUUCUGCGCUCGCCGCCGGCGCCCGCGAUGCCGGAUACCUGGACAUCAGCCCGACAAUCCUGCCCGAGGGCGCUUUCGCUCUGAUCCGGUAUCACCUGGUCAAGCAGCGGGAGGAGCUCGCGGCUCGGGUAAGCGAACUCUUUGGGGGCGAGGGACACGUGGGAGCUAGACCGGGGCUGUCGGAGUGGGAGAUCCGGGGGCGCGUGGAGGCGGUUACGUGGGAGCGCUUGUCGGCGAAUGCGCAGGUUAUUGGGCGGUGGCAGGAGGCCCUAGCAAUCAUGGCACAACCAUCUUACGUCCCUCUUUCGCUCAAGGAGCUCGCCCUGCUCUCGGAUGAGAUUCUUUUCCUCGCCGGCGACUCCUCCGUCGACCCGUCGUGGUAUACCAAGCGCGCUUCGCUCUCCACCAUUUACGCCGCUGCCGAAUUGUUCAUGACCAACGAUCACUCCCCUGAAUUCAUGGAUACCCGGGCUUUCUUGAACCGCAGGCUCAGGGAAGUGAGUGAGGUUGGUGGUGUAUUCAGAAACUUGCGGGAGUGGGUUGGGUUUACUGCCACGGCGGGUGUCAAUGUUCUGCGCAGCAAGGGUGUCAAGAUAUAGAAUGCUUAGAUCUAAAGUCCAUAGCGAGGGCGCGCGGCGUACGCAUAUCAGUGAGCUUCAGCGAUGAUUGCCUCCAAAGGACCAAUGGGACUUACCCUCCAUAAACUAUACAAAGAGACGACAAAUGGACGGAUGCAGGAGAAGGAAAAGGUUACACCCCGGGUAGAAUAUUUCAUUGUAAGGUGACGUCCCAUGCAGAGAUUGUACAACAUUUGUACACUCCAGGUGCGCAGGGUUAAGCAUCUGCUUUAAUGCGCCCCCCAACAUGUCUGCCACAGACAAAAAGAAAAUGGGUACGCUAUGAAAACACAAAUUGCAAACGCGCGGUGACAUUCCAUCCAGUCCAUACAAAACGCCAACACCUCUC
Molecule: messenger RNA, 1461 nt
Organism: Neurospora tetrasperma FGSC 2508
Lineage: Eukaryota; Fungi; Ascomycota; Sordariomycetes; Sordariales; Sordariaceae
Exons: 2
Coding region: 87-1094 (335 amino acids)
Biological process (GO): ubiquinone biosynthetic process
Cellular component (GO): mitochondrial inner membrane
Molecular function (GO): lipid binding
Source: RefSeq, a predicted model, not a curated record